Triticum aestivum (bread wheat) is the source of this 3866-nucleotide messenger RNA. Its product is annotated as disease resistance protein RGA5. The record is from RefSeq and is a predicted model, not a curated record. Gene Ontology annotation, molecular function: ADP binding. Lineage: Eukaryota; Viridiplantae; Streptophyta; Magnoliopsida; Poales; Poaceae. The transcript has 6 exons. Bases 752 to 3430 code for a protein of 892 amino acids. Gene Ontology annotation, biological process: defense response to other organism.
UGCACACGUCAUCUCAAUCAUUCCAUGGGUGGGAUCUGAACCAAAAUUUUCCGUGUCUUGGGUUGAAGAAACUAACAAGCAAACUGGGCAGGCUUCCCCGGGUUAUGAAUUGAAGAAACUACGUAGCAGAGUAGAAAGGCUUUGCUCGGAGUAUGAGAGAAUGAGAGGACAUCAACAGAAGAGAGAAAAUGAAUGCAGCAGCAAGACGGAGACCUUGACCUCACCCCCCACUGAUUGAGUCUGCCUCGCCUCUCUUGUUCCUUCUCCGCGUUGGUCUUUCUCUCCCCAUCUCAACCAGCGGCUCCGCUCCGUCGAUCCACGCUGCUGCAGCUGCUGCUUCCCCACCAUCGCUGGCUGCUGCUGCUGCACCUACGUCGGCUGCUCUUCUUCCAUCUCCUCCCCGUUGAAAGCCUGCUGCUGCUUCGUUGCUUCACCUGCCUGCUAAAUAAGAUCUGGAGUUUGGAGCUUUGGAUCUAGCGGUGGAUCUGGAUUUUAUUUCACUUCUUUCUGAAAAAUGGUGGAUCUAGACGACAAUAACUGAAGUUAAUUAACUCUGGAUUUUCUAACGGUCCAUCAUUUCAGUUGGAUCCAAGAGGAGCACCGGCGCCGCCACGGCUGCAUGUAGCAUGUUUCUACUUCUGGAGUAACGGCCGCAAUGGAAGCUGUUUCAGUCACUCUUCCAGCUCAGGUGCAGCACAAGCAUAACUAGAGAGCCAAGAUAGAUAGAUCCUUGUCCGGAUAUCUCAACUAGAUGGCUGGAAUAAUGGUGAGCGCUUCUACCGGGGUGAUGAACUCUCUCCUGGGUAAGCUGGCCACCCUGAUGGGAGAGGAGUUUGCCAAGCUAAAGAACCUGAGGAAGGAGGUGAAGCACAUCAGCGAUGAGCUGAGCAGCAUGAAGGAUGCUCUAGAGCGCCUUGCAGAUGUGGACGAGCUUGAUAUACAGACUGCAAGGUGGAGGGACGCGGUCAGGGAGAUGUCUUAUGACAUUGAGGAUAUUAUCGAUGACUUCAUGUGCAAAAUUGGGGAGAAGAAGAAAAAAUCUGGGUUUGUCCACGACACUAUUCAACGUCUGAGAACUUCAAGGGCCCGUCAUCAGAUUGCUGGCCAGAUCGAGGACAUCAAGAAAAUCGUGCGUGAAACAAGUGAACGUCGUGAGAGGUAUAAGGUCGAUGUCCCCACAUCGUGCAAUGUGGCUGUUGACCAACGGGUUGUCGCUCUCUAUGAGGAUGCAGCUAAACUUGUUGGUAUGGACGGCCCAACCAAUGAGGUUGUCAGUUGGCUAAAAGAUGAGGAGAAGCAGUUAAAGGUUGUAUUAAUUGUUGGAUUUGGAGGUUUAGGUAAAACGACACUCGCCAAGGAGGUAUACCAUAAGCUGAAGGGGGAAUUUCACUGUGGUGCAUUUGUGCCAGUGUCUCAAAAGCCAAAUAUUCCAAAACUUCUGCAUAGUUUGUCAACCCAACUUGGUUGUCAACAAUCUUUUCAUGACUGUGAGUUAAAUGUUCUUCUCGACCAAGUCAGAGAAAAUCUAAAAAACAAGAGAUAUUUGGUUAUCAUCGAUGAUUUAUGGGAUGUAUCGGCAUGGCGUAUUAUUAAAUGUGCUUUACCCCCAGAAAAUAAUCUUGGUAGUAGAUUAAUAGUAACUACAAGAAUCAGGAUUGUGGCUGAGGCAUGUUGUUUCGGUCACCACGAGCACAUUCUAGAAAUGAAACCUCUUAGUGGAGAAGACUCAAGGAAAUUGUUUUUUGAUAGGAUAUUUUUCUCUGAAGAAGCUUGUCCAGUUCAACUCAGACAUGUUUCAGUUGACAUUCUCAAGAAAUGUGGUGGAUUGCCACUUGCAAUCAUUAGCAUAUCUAGCCUAUUAGCAAGUGGAAGUUCCAACCAAAAGGAGAGAUGGGAACAUGUACAGAAUUCUUUGGGGUCAGUUUUGGGCACAAAUCUCACCUUGGAAGCAAUUAGACAGAUCUUGAACCUUAGCUACAAAAAUCUUCCUCACCACCUCAAGACAUGCUUCUUGUAUCUUGGUAUGUUUCCAGAGGACUCUGAAAUACUGAAGUAUGAAUUGGUAAGACUAUGGAUUUCAGAAGGCUUUGUUAGUAAAGCACAUGGACAAAGCCUAGAACAGACUGCAAUAAGCUAUUUCAAUGAGCUUAUCAACAGGAGCCUUAUUCAACCUGUAGAAAUUAAAACGGAUGGGACAGUGUUAACUUGCAAAGUGCAUGAUAUGUUGUUGGAUCUUAUCUUGUACAAGUCUGCAGAAGAGAACUUUAUCACUGUAGUAGAUAACCCAGAUUCCGUUGCAAGACAGCUUCAAAAGCCCCGUCGGAUGCUCUUCAGCUUGGAUGGUGCAACAUUGCCAGGGGUCGUCAAUAUGUCAGAAGUGAGAUCGUUUGCAAACUACAGAGGCUCCAUGCACAUACCUUCUCUGGCAGAGUUCAAGUAUCUUCGAGUUUUUAUUACUGACUUUACAUCUUUUUCUGCUGAUGACAACCGGAAAAUUGACCUGACAAGAUUGUGUGAGUUAUAUCAGCUGCGACAUAUACGGAUUCGCGGCUGUGGUAAGUGCCAGCUACCAACGCAGAUUAGAGGGCUACAAAAGUUGGUAACAUUUGAUAUAGAUGGGUCCUGUAUCCCAACUGAUAUUUUCCACCUGCCGCACUUGUUGUUUCUAAAUGCUCCAAACGUUGAAAGGCUGCCGGAGGGCAUUGGUAAAAUGACAUCCCUACAACAGCUGCAUAAUUUUCACACACUGUGCGCCUCACUUGACAGUGUCAAGGGCCUUGGAGAGCUCACCAAUCUGAGUAUUCUAUGUCUCGGAACUGGUUUUUCUGAAGAUGUGGUCAUAGAUGCUCUAAACUCUUCUUUGGGAAAACUUUGUAACCUCGAGUGGCUGCACAUAUUCACACCUUCUGUUUCUUUUAUACCUGAGACAGUAACCUUGUCGUCUCCUCCCCCCAACCUCGUUACACUCUACGUGUUUCGAUGCUUCAGGGUCCCUAUCUGGAUCAAGGAACUCCAUAACCUCCGGUCCUUGGAUCUCACUGUUAGGACACUGGACAAGGAUGGUGUUGGUAUUCUUGCGGAGUUACCAUCCCUUAUCGACGUGGAAUUAAAAUUUAGUAGAGCCCUGGAAGAAACAAUUGCCAUCUAUGGGACAGCAUUCCCAAUCCUAAAAAGGUUUGAUAUCAGUGGGGGUAUCAUGCCACAACUAAUCUUCCAAGCUGGGGCAAUGCCUAAGCUCCAGAGACUCGAUCUAUCAUGGAUGAAGGACGAGAGCGCCACACCUACAGGUAUCGAGCACUUGUUAGCGCUUGAAAGAAUCGGUGUAAGAUUCCGGAGUAGUACUGAAUCUGAAAAGAGAAGCGCGGAGUCAGCCAUCAGGAGCGCUAUCAGCAUGCAUCCCAACCAUGCUCACAUUACAAUCGAUGUAUGAUAAUCCUCGGUAACAGCCUCGAACAGCAGCUGGGAAGGGACUGGAAGCCGAUUCUGUUCCUUGGAGCAAGAAGAUGAGAUGCGUGGAGGAACACUGAGGUGUCACCAACCUUUAUGCUGCGUUGUAGCUGAUGGCAAUGGAUUAGUGCAUUUUAUUCCCGCCAGGAAUAUCGAGCUAUCGCUUUGCUUUGUGCUAUCUCCGAGUUAUCUCGUCAAACUGUUUCUCCUCUGUCUCUAAGAUGAUGCAUGAUCACGUACGCUUUGCUUGGUUUUCUCCUGUACUGUAAUAAGGCUUGAUGGUGGGAAGGAGUUGGCACUUGUUACUCACUCCCAACUUGACUAGCCAGAGAUUAUAUGUUGUAUGUAUGUGUGCUUUUUACAUCAAACUGAUUUGCUCUUAUUUAUAUUCAACUGAAUAUUUAUUCAUUGUACUAUUU